Chrysochloris asiatica (Cape golden mole) is the source of this 4198-nucleotide messenger RNA. RefSeq names its product WD repeat domain 19 (gene WDR19). The transcript is spliced from 36 exons. Gene Ontology annotation, cellular component: cilium; intraciliary transport particle A. The record is from RefSeq and is a predicted model, not a curated record. Gene Ontology annotation, biological process: cilium assembly; intraciliary retrograde transport. Lineage: Eukaryota; Metazoa; Chordata; Mammalia; Afrosoricida; Chrysochloridae. Gene Ontology annotation, molecular function: protein binding. The coding region runs from base 154 to 4182 and encodes 1342 amino acids.
CCGGCCCCUGCAAUGCUCCACCCUUCAGGCGCCGCUCGCUGAUUGGCUGCUGUUCGCGCGGUCUCCUGGGUGACAGGAACGCGGUAGCCUAGCUCUGAGGAGAAGGAGCGCGCUUGCGCACUUAUUAGAUCUCGCGGCCGCUCGAGCUUUGAGAUGAAGCGUGUUUUCUUACUGCUCGAAAAGACAUUGCUUGGCAUACCAAUACGGUUCACUUGGCAAAAAAUAUCGGGAAACUACCUUGCAGUAACAGGAGCUGAUCAUAUUGUGAAAAUCUUUGAUCGCCAUGGUCAAAAAAGAAGUGAAAUUAACUUACCUGGUAACUGUGUUGGUAUGGAUUGGGACAAAGAUGGAGAUACCCUAGCAGUGAUUGCUGAGAAAUCUAGUUGUAUUUAUCUAUGGGAUGCCAACACAAAUAAAACCAGCCAGCUAGACAGUGGCAUGAGGGAUCAAAUGUCUUUCCUUCUUUGGUCAAAAGUCGGAAGUUUCUUGGCUGUUGGAACUGUUAAAGGAAAUUUGCUUAUUUAUAAUCGUCAGACAUCUCGAAAGAUUCCUGUCCUUGGAAAACAUACUAAGAAAAUCACAUGUGGAUGUUGGAAUGCAGAAAACCUGCUUGCAUUAGGUGGUGAAGAUAAAAUGAUUACAGUUAGUAAUCAGGAAGGGGACACCAUAAGACAGACCCAAGUGAGAUCAGAUCCCAGCGACAUGCAGUUUUCCAUGAUGAAGACUGGUGACCGAACUUCUGCUGCUGAAAACACAAUAAGUGUGGUGGUUGGCAAGAAAACUUUGUUUCUUUUUAAUCUGAAUGAACCUGAUAACCCAAUUGAUUUAGAAUUUCAGCAACGUUAUGGCAACAUCGUCUGCUAUAGUUGGUAUGGUGAUGGCUACAUCAUGAUUGGUUUUUCACGUGGAUUUUUUGUGGUUAUUUCUACUCAUAUUCGAGAGAUUGGCCAAGAGAUCUUUCAGGCUCGUGAUCAUAAAGAUAACUUAACCAGUAUCGCAGUAUCACAGACCCUUAACAAAGCUGCAACAUGUGGAGAUAACUGCAUUAAAAUCCAUGACCUGGCAGAAUUAAAAGACAUGUAUGCAAUAAUCAACCUGGAUGACGAAAAUAAAGGGUUGGACACAAUGUCUUGGACAGAUGAUGGUCAGUUACUGGCAUUGUCUACCCAAAGGGGCUCACUGCACGUCUUCCUGACCAAGCUUCCCAUCCUCGGGGGGGCCUGCGACACAAGGAUCGCCUACCUCACCUCCCUCCUGGAAGUCACUGUAACCAACCAUGUGGAAGGAGAGCUACCAAUCACAGUUUCUGUUGAUGUGGAACCCAACUUUGUGGCAGUAGGUCUCUACCAUCUGGCUGUGGGGAUGAAUAAUCGAGCUUGGUUUUAUUUCCUUGGAGAGAAUGCUGUGAGGAAAUUGAAAGAUGUGGAAUAUUUGGGAACAGUCACCAGUGUGUGCCUUCAUUCGGACUACGCUGCUGCACUAUUUGAGGGCAAAGUCCAGUUACACUUGAUAGAAAGUGAAAUUUUGGAUGCUCAAGAAGAACGUGAGACUCGCCUUUUCCCAGCAGUGGAUGAUAAGUGUCGGAUUUUGUGUCAUGCCUUAACCAGCGAUUUCCUCAUCUACGGGACAGAUACUGGUGUCAUUCAAUAUUUCUACAUUGAAGACUGGCAAUUUGUUAACAACUAUCGACACCCUGUGGGUGUGAAAAAAGUGUUUCCUGAUCCAAAUGGGACCAGACUGGUUUUCAUUGAUGAAAAAAGUGAUGGAUUUGUCUAUUGCCCAGUUAAUGACACUAUCUAUGAGAUUCCAGAUUUUUCUCCAACAAUUAAAGGUGUCCUUUGGGAAAACUGGCCAAUGGAUAAAGGGGUUUUUAUUGCUUAUGAUGACGACAAGGUGUACACGUACGUCUUUCACAAGGACACCAUACAAGGGUCUAAGGUCAUCUUGGCUGGUGGCACCAAAGUUCCCUUCUCCCAUAAACCUUUACUGCUAUAUAAUGGAGAGCUGACCUGCCAGACACAGAGUGGAAAAGUGAACAACAUCUACCUCAGCACGCACAGCUUCCUCGAUACUGUAAAAGAUGUGGGGCCUAAUGAACUUGGACAAAUGCUGACACAAACUUUAAUGUUGAAAAGGUUUUCCGACGCUUGGGAAAUGUGCAGGAUUCUGAAUGAUCAUGCUGCAUGGAAUGAGUUGGCCAGGGCUUGUCUGCAUCACAUGGAAGUGGAGUUUGCAAUCCGCGUGUAUCGGACAAUUGGAAAUGUUGGCAUCGUGAUGUCCUUGGAACAAAUAAAGGGAAUCGAGGACCACAACCUUUUGGCAGGACAUCUUGCCAUGUUUACCAAUGAUUUCAACCUGGCUCAGGACCUGUAUCUGGCAUCUAGCUGUCCUGUUGCUGCCCUGGAGAUGAGAAGGGAUUUACAGCACUGGGACAGUGCUUUACAAUUAGCAAAGCGUUUGGCCCCAGAACAAAUACCAUUUAUAUCAAAAGAAUAUGCUCUUCAGCUUGAAUUCACGGGUGAUUAUGUAAAUGCUUUGGCUCAUUAUGAGAAAGGAAUAACAGGUGAUAAUAAGGAACACGACGAAGUGUGUCUGGCCGGAGUAGCCCAGAUGUCCAUUAGAAUGGGAGACAUACGCCGAGGGGUUAACCAAGCCCUCAAACAUCCCAGCAGGGUCCUCAAAAGAGACUGUGGGGCCAUCCUGGAGAAUAUGAAGCAAUUUUCAGAAGCAGCCCAGCUGUAUGAAAAAGGUCAAUAUUAUGACAAAGCAGCAUCUGUCUACAUCCGCUGUAAGAACUGGGCAAAAGUCGGUGAGCUUCUGCCUCAUGUUUCUUCUCCUAAGAUUCACUUGCAAUAUGCCAAAGCUAAAGAAGCCGAUGGGAGGUACAAAGAAGCUGUUGUAGCUUAUGAGAAUGCCAAGCAGUGGAACAGUGUAAUCCGCAUCUAUCUGGACCACCUUAAUAAUCCUGAAAAAGCUGUCAGCAUUGUCAGAGAAACCCAGUCUCUGGAUGGAGCCAAAAUGGUAGCCCGGUUUUUUCUGCAGUUAGGUGACUACGGGUCUGCCAUCCAGUUUCUUGUCAUGUCCAAGUGUAACAAUGAAGCUUUCACACUGGCGCAGCAGCACAAUAAGAUGGAGAUCUAUGCAGACAUCAUUGGUUCUGAAGACACUACUGAUGAAGACUAUCAGAGCAUCGCCUUAUACUUUGAAGGAGAAAAAAGGCAUUUUCAGGCUGGAAAGUUCUUCUUGCUGUGUGGCCAAUAUUCACGUGCACUCAAACAUUUCUUGAAAUGCCCAAGCUCAGAAGAUAACGUGGCAAUAGAGAUGGCCAUUGAAACUGUUGGUCAGGCCAAAGAUGAGCUGCUAACCAGUCAGUUGAUCGACCACCUUAUGGGGGAGAAUGACGGCAUGCCGAAGGAUGCCAAGUACCUGUUUCGUUUGUACAUGGCUCUCAAACAGUACCGAGAAGCUGCCCGGACUGCUAUUAUAAUUGCCCGAGAAGAACAGUCUUCAGGAAACUAUCGGAAUGCACAUGACGUUCUCUUCAGCAUGUAUGCCGAACUCAAAUCCCAGAAAAUCAAAAUUCCCUCUGAGAUGGCCACCAACCUCAUGAUCCUACACAGUUAUAUCCUGGUGAAGAUUCAUGUUAAAAAUGGCGAUCAUAUGAAAGGCGCACGUAUGCUUAUUCGGGUUGCCAACAACAUCAGCAAAUUUCCAUCACACAUAGUGCCGAUCCUGACCUCCACGGUGAUUGAGUGUCACAGAGCGGGCCUGAAGAACUCGGCUUUCAGCUUUGCAGCCAUGUUGAUGAGGCCCGAGUACCGCAAUAAAAUAGACGUCAAAUACAAGAAGAAGAUAGAGGCGAUGGUCAGGAGACCCGAUACAUCUGAGACAGAGGAGGCCACGACCCCGUGUCCAUUCUGUGAAUUUCUUCUUCCGGAGUGUGAGCUCCUCUGCCCUGGGUGUAAAAACAACAUCCCAUACUGCAUUGCAACAGGUCGCCAUAUGCUGAAAGAUGAUUGGACAGAGUGCCCACAUUGUGCCUUCCCUGCUCUGUACUCAGAAUUUAAGAUCAUGCUCAACACUGAAAACACAUGUCCUAUGUGCUCUGAAAGAUUAAACUGUACUCAGCUGAAAAAGAUUUCAGACUCUACCCAGUACCUGAGGCCAGAGUUGGAGCAGUGAGCGGGAACCUGAGCAG